Molecule: messenger RNA, 5344 nt
Organism: Poeciliopsis prolifica (blackstripe livebearer)
Lineage: Eukaryota; Metazoa; Chordata; Actinopteri; Cyprinodontiformes; Poeciliidae
Gene: kcnk3b
Product: potassium channel, subfamily K, member 3b
Biological process (GO): potassium ion transmembrane transport; stabilization of membrane potential
Cellular component (GO): membrane
Molecular function (GO): potassium ion leak channel activity; open rectifier potassium channel activity
Source: RefSeq, a predicted model, not a curated record
AUGUGGGGGUGGUGCGGCUCCAUCUCCAAAAGUCUCCUCUGUUGGAUCCGCAGCGCGUCAAGAGAAGGUCGCAGAGCGCCUCAGCUGGCGCGCGCGGCCGACUUUUUUUUUUUUUCCCACCCUCCACCUUUUCAUCUCGCCGCCAUGAAGAGACAGAACGCCCGGACGCUCGCGCUCAUCAUCAGCAUCCUCACCUACCUGGUGGUCGGGGCGGCCGUCUUCGAGACCCUGGAGUCCAAGCAGGAGAAGAGUCACAGGAGGCGGCUGGACGCCAGGAAGCACGAACUCAUGCGCAAGUUCAACUUGACCAAAGCGAACUUCGAGGAGCUCGAGCUCGUCGUCCUGCAGUUCAAACCUCACAAAGCCGGAGUCCAGUGGAAAUUCGCGGGCUCCUUCUACUUCGCCAUCACUGUGAUCACGACCAUAGGUUACGGCCAUGCAGCACCCAGCACCGACUCAGGGAAGGUGUUCUGCAUGUUCUAUGCUCUGCUUGGGAUCCCGCUCACCCUUGUAAUGUUCCAGAGCCUGGGAGAGCGCAUCAACACGUUCGUCAGAUACCUGCUGCAUCAAGCCAAAAAGUGCCUGGGAAUGCAUCAGACCGAGGUCUCCAUGGCGAACAUGGUGACGGUCGGCUUCUUCUCCUGCUUGAGCACUCUGUGUGUGGGCGCCGCGGCGUUCUCCCACUGCGAGGGAUGGAGUUUCCUGCACGCCUUCUACUACUGCUUCAUCACGCUCACCACCAUCGGGUUUGGAGAUUACGUGGCCCUGCAGAGGGACGACGCGCUGCAGAACGACCCGCGCUACGUGGCUUUCUGCUUCGUCUACAUCCUCAUGGGCCUGACGGUGAUCGGGGCGUUCCUGAAUCUCGUCGUGCUUCGCUUCCUGACCAUGAACACCGAGGACGAGCGGCGGGACGCCAAGCAGAAGGCCUUGAUGUCCGUGGGCAAGCCCCGAGGGGAGGUGGUUCGUCUUCUACCGCUCUCGACCUCAACCUCGUCCACCGUCGUAGCCAACGACGCCCCGAAGGCUAAAGAUUUAAAAGGUGCUUACACCGAGGUGUUGCAUUUCCAAACAAUAUGCUCCUGCUUAUGGUACAGAAGCAAAGAGAAGCUGCAGGGCUCCAUACCCACCAUGAUCCCUCAGGAGAUGACUUUCUCAGAUCCCUACUUGCAGCAGAACAGUACCUGUCCUCACUACAUGGAUCCUGGAUCAACAGGCUGUGUGUGCAGUCCACGUCAAUGCACCAGCAUAAGCUCCAUAACAACAGGCCUACACAUUCUGUCUCCAUUCAAUCUGUUUAAAAGACGCAGCUCCGUUUAGCCUUUCACAGCAAGUGAUGACAACACUUAACUUCAACUAGAUGUACGUGGUGCUACAAUCCUGGUAUUCCAAGAGUAUACUGCGCAAAAAAAAAAAAAAAAAAGGAUUAUGCACACAGCAAAGUCUUGAUCAAAUAUGUAAUGCAGACAGAACAGUCAAAAAAGGGUUUCAUUUUGAGGCUUUGCGUGUGUGUCCUCAACAGAGUUAGGUCCAACCAGUUUGGAGUCACGGCACAUGAACACAACGUGGUGCAUGUUAUGCCUAUCGGAUGCUCGGCUGGUGAAAUCAACAAAGUGAGGGGACGGUGAAAUGAAGAGAAACAAGAACUGAAUCUUGUUUUCCCCGCAGCAAAUAGGAAUUUUGCAAUUUCAUUAACGAGUGUGGCAUUACUUCCUAAAUGUUUCCUUUACUCAUGCUGUUCCUUCAUCUUUUAAGUUUAGAGGUGUAUCAACAUAUCCAGCUCACGAGACGAGGUGAGUUUAUGAGACAAGAUUUUAGCAAUAUUGUUGUUAUAAAGAAUCUCCAUUUUUGUUCCACAGAUAUAGAAAAGGUUUCAUAAAUCACUUUUCCUCUCCCUUUGCUCUCUGUUAUCACAGUACAACAUUCCAGUCCAUGUUUGACAAAUAUAUAUAUUUAAUGCUUAUCUCUGUCUAAGGUGACUCUGAUGCGGACAAGAGACAAGCAAAUGUCUCCCUGCUUUGUUUAAGAUACUAUAAAAAAGCCCUUUUUGCUUAAUGGAAAGCAACUCAGUUAGCUUUCCAUUAGCACCAUUAGCGGCUAACGAUUAGCCAGAUAUGUAAACUUUUGCAUUACAUCACUACCGGUAUAUUAAAAUUUUUAUAGGCUUCUUCAAAAUAAUUUUGGAUUUUACCUACUGCAUGGGGCAACUCAAGAACGGCUUCCUUUUCGGAUAAAUCACAAGCUUUCAUAGCAGGGAUCCAGAAUAAUCACUGGCACUUAUUUCACCCGACAAGGCCACUGGCUGGGAGUUUUUUACUAGACGGGCUUUGAUGAGAAAUGUGGCAUUUUAUGAACACCAGAUUUCAUGUCAUACACUCUUACUUAGAAGACAAUGCAGUUUGCGAGAAUUUCUCACAGCAUUCGUGACCCAUCAGAACUUUACCAAGUCUGGAAUAGUCGACUAACUUCAUAUGAGUCACAUCUGUAGCUGGAACCCUGACUGUCAGUGCUCUCCAACCAAAUUGCUGGUGCUAGGCACAAACUUAUGUAAUUUGUCAGGUGGAAAAGUCUAAAAACAAUGUGGCCACGGACAAUAACACAUUGAAAUAUCCUUUAGUUUGAUUGGUUUUACCCUAGAAGUAAACGACGUACCACGAGUUCAGUUUAAUUACGUUCAUCAUCAAUUUGUCUUAAUGAGCUUGAUGGACUGUAUUUACUGCAGGUUAAAGUGUCUUGGUUCAUUUUCUUUCAUUCAUCUGGUUGACUGGUAGCUAAACUGUAGUAUUUAGAUGUUUGAUGUUCUAACCCAUAUUGCAAGAAAAUCCCCAAAGCCAGAGCUGGAAACAAAAAGAAAUGCAUUGCGGUUCAGUAAUUAUCUCUAGCCUAUAUGUAACAUUUAUGUACUGAAUAAUGGAAGAAAUAUUUCAUGUAGAAUUGUCUGUCAAUCAGAAAAAAUUUAUCAAGCAUUUUAAAAUGGCUAAAAAAACAACAACUAAAAACCCGCAUAAAACACAAAUGAGUAUCUAAGGAUAUUUCUAUUUGAUUUCUUGGCAACAUAAACCAUAAAUACACUCUUUCUGAUUUGUCAGGGAUGUUUUUAAAAAAUUUCAAAUAAGAUUCAAAGUUAUCAUAAACAAUAGUAUCUGUAGUAAAAUGCUUGCCGUGCUUGGUGAAGAAUAACUGGUAGAAGCUUAGUCAGUCCCAUCCUAAUUUUAGCUCUUUUGAACAAUAAGAAAUGAUUCUUAUCAAUUUGACACAGUGUUAUUCUCGUCGAUAUAUAAUUUGUACAAUUUCACUAGGGAUGACAGAUAUGAAUUUUGUUUCUGUUUUCUCAAACUACAUCUGUGUUGCAAUGCUACAACUUGGAGGCUGCUAGCCGUAUCAGUCCGCCUUAUCAGCUGCGACUCAUCGAUCGGCUCUGACUCGUUCGCUUUCACCGCUCAGACUGCUUACUCGCUUUUCUACAAACUUAUGCCGAUAAGACGUCUUUCUGCUGCAAAUAUAAAGAACCUUGAAAAUUGGAUCGAGGAUAAUUCUUUUAGCUAAUUGUCAUAGGUUAGCCGUUUUUUGCUGCCUGAGGUUAUUAUGCUAAACUAGGCUAAUUAUUUUCCACUGCACAGCACAGCAUAUUAUUGCAAUUUUUUAAUGCAAUAUCAGUAAAAAAUUAUAUUUGGUACAAUAUUUGGUAGCUAUAAUUCAGGCAAUAACACUGCUUUCCAAUAGUUUACACUUAGAUGGACUUUCUGUUGUGUGUCAACAACUGAAAUAGACGUCAAACGAUUUAAGCUGUACAGAUUCUAAAAUGUGGCUUAAAUCCAAAUGUUAAUUUCAUCACAAUAUCCAACAAUGACUGACAAUGUUAUGUUUUCCUAAUAUUACGGAGCUGUGUUUGACAGUAUGCUGUGUCUACUUUGCUUUUCAGGCAGGAAAGUCUCUUAGGCAUUUCCUUAGAGCAUUUUCAUUGAUGGCAACAGAACACAGAGGAUAGAAGACCUGCCGAAACGCAACAAUACACAUUACACAUAAUGUGCACAGAGAUGUGCAGAUCACAUCUGGAACAAACAGUAGAUUCAAUUGUGGGUUGUUGUUUUUUUUUGUUUGCUUUUUUUGGAGUCUGUUGGGGCAGAUGGGAGGGGGGUUACCAUGUUGGUACAAUGUGUAAUUAGUUGGUUGUCAGUCACAGACAGCUUUGCUUGAAUAGACGGAAUCGGGAUGAUUGAUGGUUCAGAAAAAAGUUCUCUUUCAGCUAAAGUCUCACGUAUUCCUGGGUACAAUUUGGUGGUUUGUCAGUGGGUGGGCAUGAUGCAGAGUCGCAUUUGCUUCAUUUCGAGGAGGAACGACUCCAUUUUAACCCCUGAAGAUGAAUUAUUUCGAUUUGCUUAUCAUUGUAUUCUGUGACUUUACAAAUAAGCAGCUGACAAAAUCAAUCAAGGGGACAAACUGUACCCCUUUAAAGAGAAAGUACAUCCUUUUUUGUCACUGUAUUCAUUAUUACUUCAACAGAUGACUGGGGGUUAUAAACUAAGCAUCUUUGAUUUGGUCUCAGCUAUUUAAUUGCUCCAUGAAUCUUGCGAUAAAUUCAGUUUUAAGGAGCCUUAUUGCUCAUUGGAAAAGUUAUCAAGUUUAUUUUGUUGCAGAGCUCUGGGUAAGUGUCACGGUUUUACCAACACCGACGCUUUUCUACCAGUUUUCUCUGGGUUUGUAGAAAACAUUAGAAAUUCUAAAUGAACGGCAACAUCUACAUAUUUUGGCCAGUUUCCUAAGACACAAUUUCACCACAUAUCUGUACUUGGAUUUUUUAAAUGUAUUUAUUCAAUGUAUUUAUUUUAUUUUUUUUUUUGUCAUUUAACGUGUUUUACCGUUUGCUUUGUUGGGUGAAAUCUGGGACUAACAGACUAAACCGGUGCACGUAUUACAUGCAAAUAAGAAAUGAUGUGAUGUCUCCUCAGAGGAUGAAAUCAUGUAGCAGCAUCAACCUGUUGUGCUGGACUGACAUACACAUUUACAUAUGAUUAUUAAAGAAAAGGAACGUAUGCUUUCGAUUCUUUCACCAACAAAAUAAGAACCUAUUGUUAAUUGUAUGCAAAGGUUUAAAAAAAAAUACUUGAGCAAUGACAGAAGCUAUAUUUCAGGAAUAUUAAUUAAUUUUACAGGCCUGUACAUCAGCAAGAACAGGGAAAUUAGAAAAAAAGUGCAGAACUCCAAAGAGGUCUCUCCCACUUCCUCAUAUUUUCUUGACAACAGGCAACAAAAAUGUUCUUGCAGCUUUGGGAGAGAGAACAAAGUUCUUUGUUCUUGCAGAAUACUUAUGGGCCUUAAAUCUGUCAACAGUAAAACAUGAAUA